GAGACGUGUUGACCAAUUCCCUUCAGGCCGCCAAUAUCUCGCCAUCUGUCGGCCAAUAUUGGUACUGAACAAUGGUGAUCGAACCGGUGAAUUUUCUGAUCAAUAAAACACGAUCAUCGAUGAAAUCAUAGUUAUAUUCAGCGUUCGAGCAUUUACAGAUCAAGGUGCAACUACAUGUAAAUAAAGAUGAAGGCAGUGAGUUCAUAUCGGGCAAAUUUAGCUGUUGAGAUUGCAAUAAGGCUAAUGUUGGGAGUUGUUUUUGUAAUGACAGAAUUCAUGGAACCUUUCCACAGAGUCAUCCAGCCUGAAGAAUUAUGGCUUUAUAAGAAUCCCGUGACAGUUAGCUAUGUAUCUACAUUAGUUCUUUGGUUCAGUGCAGCAACCCUUCCGACAGUCAUUAUAAUCGUGUUUGCAAUUGGCAAGCGGGACUUGUUUGAUGCAACCAGAGCAUUCUUAGCAUUAACCCUUGCAUAUGGACUUAACGGUGUGAUAACUAAUUCUGUAAAACUGGCUGUUGGGAGGCCACGCCCUGAUUUCUUUUACCGGUGCUUUCCUGAUGGCAAUUAUCGUCCUGAUAUGAAAUGUAGUGGUGAUGCACAGUCCGUCAGAGAUGGAAGAAAGAGUUUCCCAAGCGGGCAUGCUUCUUGGUCAUUCACAAUGCUAACGUUUAUAUCGCUAUACCUGGCGGGCAAGCUAAAAGCAUUCACAAACCAUGGUCGAGGGCAAUCUUUACGACUGGUCGCAGUGAUAGCACCAGUGUUCACGGCCACUUUGAUAGCUGUGUCAAGGACAGCCGAUUAUCAUCACCAUUGGCAAGAUGUGACAGUUGGCUCCAUCCUUGGUAUCACUUUGGCAUUCCUAUCAUACAGACACUACUAUCCUGCAGUGACUGACGACGAUUGCGAUAAACCCAGCCCACUCAUGUUGUCCGACCAAUCAGCAUUAGAAUACGACAACGGGAAAACCAAGGAGUACGCCAUGAGGAUUGUAUGACCCAAAUGAAGCGUUGGCAUGGAGGUGUUAAAUGAAGCAUAAUACUUGUUGGAUCGGUGCUUGGACUGCUCUCUGCACCUUGUUAAUCUCACAGAGUUUAUGCUAACUUUGUAUGCACAUGGGCUGGUGCUUGCAGUGCACCGGGAGAACAAGUUUCAGAUGAAUUUCUGGACAGAGACAUUGAUGAUUAGUAUCUAAAUCGAAUGGAUGAUCUUUAUUGUGUUUAAGGAUACUGCGCAUUCUAACAGUUGAUACUAAAGGGCAGAUAUUGAACUGGAUUUUAGAACCUUUUGUUAGUGUAAAAGAUGAACAGUUGUACUGAGCCUGUGGAGUGUCUUUUGGACUUACCAUCGUGGGAGCUUGACUCUAUAUACCACAUUGUUGUAAAGUGUUAAAACUAGACAGAGGUUCAUAAUGCUCACAGUUAAAGUGUUUAUUUUAUUCAUUUUCAUUUUCUCCCUCUGGCUUUUAAAAAAUGUCUUAUGUAACAUGACUUUGAGGUGCCAAGAAACAUUUUACAGCUUUAGUUCUUGUUCGAAUAUUGUACACCAUCUUCAAGGGAAUUGUACAUGAA
This is a messenger RNA of Lineus longissimus, 1567 nucleotides long. RefSeq names its product phospholipid phosphatase 5-like. Bases 187 to 993 code for a protein of 268 amino acids. The record is from RefSeq and is a predicted model, not a curated record. Gene Ontology annotation, biological process: phospholipid metabolic process; phospholipid dephosphorylation. Gene Ontology annotation, molecular function: phosphatidate phosphatase activity. The transcript has 8 exons. NCBI's taxonomy places the organism in Eukaryota, Metazoa, Nemertea, Pilidiophora, Heteronemertea, Lineidae.